This is a messenger RNA of Pisolithus orientalis, 826 nucleotides long. RefSeq lists its product as uncharacterized. NCBI's taxonomy places the organism in Eukaryota, Fungi, Basidiomycota, Agaricomycetes, Boletales, Pisolithaceae. The record is from RefSeq and is a predicted model, not a curated record. The transcript has 6 exons. The coding region runs from base 139 to 756 and encodes 205 amino acids.
UUCAGAAAUUGCAAUCUCGUCUGUCAUCUCUUAAGUAGAACGUUUCUCCAACGUUGCCUUCCCUUUCCUCAACUACCCCAAGCGAUUUUCCCUUGACCUCGGAGUCUGGCCAGCUACUAUCUGAUUACUGCCCCGACGAUGGACCACUCCGACUUCCACGUCCCUUUCCAUUGUCGUCAGCUGGCCCCAUCCGAUGUUUCCGGUUGGGAUUAUAGUACCGUACCCGAGCUCGUUAUCCUGCCCGAAGGUAUGCCCCAAGAGGACGCCCAAGCACUUACCGAACAUCUUCGGAUGAUUCACAAUGCCGCUGCAUCCAUAUCGUCUUCCUCCUCACCGGGCGAGAUUGAGCAAUACGAACGGCGCCUCCGUCAGCUUGCGCUCGACUGGGAAAACUACUAUCUGCCAAAGUACCCUGGCCCGUUUUUCCGCGUUCGCGUCGCAGACGUGCGCGCUGCUGGUGGAUCGUGGAAUACUGCUUUGAUGUUGUACAACGAGGUUCUAGGUUCUCUCAAUAGCCCUGAGAGUGCUUCGUUUGCCGAAUUCGUAUCUACGGUGCGCACCCGUGCUCAGGACGACGCAGAACUACAAGCCCUGAAGAAUAGGCACCUUAUGUACUUCCAGCCCUGGAAGCCCGCCAGACAGCACGCCAAUCCUUUCUCGUGGCCGAUGCUACCAGCUGCUGCACCGGAUAUGUUGGCGGCUUGGCGCACGUCGACGACUCAGAGACAGUAUCUGAACUACAACUGGAAGCGUUAACGAAGUACGGUUUCCAGUCGUCUCGUGUGGAGUUCACGCAAGACAGUGAGCUGAGGGAUCCAGAUGUUGU